AUGAGGGAAGAGGAUUCCAAUUGGUUUGCCAAAUGGGAAGAAGAACUGCCUUCACCUGAAGAACUGAUGCCUUUGUCCCAAUCCCUAAUAACCCCUGAUCUAGCACUUUUCUUUGAUAUUCGGAACCAUCACUACCAAAGCACUCCGCCUCAGCUGCCCCAAUCCACGGUUCUCUCCUCCCAACCCAACUCCUCAGCGGAAUUCGACUCGGCUGAGUUGGGCGGGGGAGGAGGGGAUGGAGGCGGGUUGGGCGCAGAUGAACCGGCACGCACCCUGAAGAGGCCGCGGCUCGUGUGGACUCCACAGCUCCAUAAAAGAUUUAUUAUCACUAGGCCAAGAAACGAAAGUGACAUGAAAAAUGCAGAAUUUCUAUGA
This is a messenger RNA of Fraxinus pennsylvanica, 375 nucleotides long. The record is from the annotation of a GenBank genome assembly. NCBI's taxonomy places the organism in Eukaryota, Viridiplantae, Streptophyta, Magnoliopsida, Lamiales, Oleaceae.